AUGGCGACCGAAACAGAAGGACCACCAUCCGGAGGUCUGGCUCAUCUUCCCUGGCAACAGGUCCCGAAGUUCACACCGGGGACCACGAAUGUGGAUGAGUACACUCAACGUCUCAAGUUCUUGAAGGAACUUUGGCCGACAGAACACCUGCAGCAUCUGGCGCCUCGUGCGGCGCUUCUGGUUGAAGGGGCAGCCUUUCACAAGAUAAGCCGAAUCUCGCCGGAGAAACUGCGGUCUGCUGAUGGAGUGCAACUUCUAGUCGAGACCCUAGGAGGAUCCUGGGGAAAGACGGCGGUCGAGGAGAAGUACCACUUCUUUGAGCAAGCUAUGUUUCAGGUGUCCCAAAAAGCUGACGAGAGUAACGACUCCUACAUCUCCCGUCAUGAUGCAGCAUUCGAAGAACUGUUGUCGCGGAAGGUGAGUCUGGAAGAAAUCCGGGCCUACAUCCUUCUACGUCACUCCCAGCUGAACCCUGAGGAUAAGAAGAGAGUCGUGGUUGAGGCCAAGGGUGACUUGAAGUACCAGGACACAGUCAAGUCAGUCACGCUCUUGGGCUCGAAGUUCUUCACGGACUUUCAGCAACGUGGUUCAAGCAGCAAAGGGGCGGAGCGUUCCAAGGUGUACGACGUGCACGCCGCCAUGGAGGAAGAGCCUGGCGACGAAGUCUUCGUUGCGGAAGACGAGGAGCACGACGAGGACAUCCUUAUGAUGUUCUUGGAACAGCAGGACGAAGACGCGGUGCACAUCACGGAAUUCGAGGACAGCAUCGUGGAGGCCGUCCAGGAAUCCAGCCUGGCGCCGGUUUUCACUUCGUAUCUCGAAGCUCGACAACGUCUGCGGGACAAAGCGAAGGCUCGUGGCUUUUUCCGUCCCAAAGGCAAAGGCUCCAAGAUGCUCACGCAGAAGAAGGGCAAGCAAGGCUUUGGGGAGGGCUUCCGCAGGAAGUCGCUUGCAGACACUGCAGAAUAUGCGGGGCGCGGGGACAUUGGAAAAGGGAAUGUCACGUCCCAGAUCCCCGAGGAUGCGAUCUACUUCCAUGAGGACGACGACUUUGAAGAGGACAGAAAGGUGAAGCCUAAGACAGCAUUUGCAGCCGCCUUUGCACGCCGAUUGUUAAUGCUAACCAGGACGCCUGAAAAGGCGAAAGAUGCAGCUCGCAAGUCGCUGGCUGAGAAGGGGAGUGGCAAAAUGCCAGGCAAGGAGACGCAUCAGGGCAGGAAGCCAGAACCAUUUUGGCCAGAAGAUCUGCUGCGAGAGUUGUUUUAUCACCAAGUAGAGAGGGGACGACAUCUCCAUAUUGCAGGUGGGUCAGGAAUCUUUGACUCCAGCGCAGAUCGUUUGGCAGAGGUUCAGCAAGGGAUGCUGUGUCUGGUCCACAAUCCAUCGGAGCUGGGCAAGAAUGCGGUUCCCUCGCGCAACAAUUACCUCAACAAGAAGACCGUGGUAUAUACCACAUCCCGGGCAAUCCAACAAGCACUGGACACUCGCAUCCACUCAGCCAGCCACAGCAGGAAGCAUGCCACACAACACACAGCAAACGGCAAGCAGCCGACAGUGCCACGUUCACAUCCGUGCACUAGAUUUGCGGACGGCGUAGCUAAGUGCCUCAAGGGUAAAGCCGGGAUGCCCCUAGUUUUAGAAGAGUUACUUGUUGGUGAACAUAAAAGGGAGGGAUCCGACUCUGACCUUUCGACUGCUCAGCAAGUGUUGAAGCGUCGGCGAUUGCUUGGAAAACAGCCGCCACCACAAAAGCCUCCCGAACCUAUUGAGAACCCCUGGGUUAAGAUAUUUCAGAUGGUAAAUGAGAGGGUUCCCCCCAAGGGCCGGGUAUAUGUACAGGAAGGGGAGGAAGUGGUGACUGCCAUUCAAGCAUUGCUGCCGGACAUGAUAGUCAAGCAUGCGGUUUUCUGUCGUGGAGUGAAUCGUGUUCAGCCAGCACUUACCGAAACCAUGCCCAAGGAAGUGCCACUGCGGUACACUGUUGUAAUCAAGAGAGCUGGAGGCGAGAUUGUUGCCGAUAAAACUCCUGAGGAACCAAGUCCACAUCAGGAGGCGCCAGGAAUUCGUGCAGCACAUGUUGCACAGCCGAGUGAAGCUGAGCCGCAGAGACCUGAGCACAGUGUAGCAGCGCCGUCACCCGCGGAGCAUGAGCAGAUUGAGAUGCAGAUGGGACCGGAAGUAGAGGGGACCCCAAGGGAGCAGAAAAUGGAGCUGUCCCGUCUGCAUCACAAUCUAGGCCAUCCGGCUGUGGAGGUGUUUGUGAAGUUCUUGCAGGAGCGGAAAUCCGAGCCGGCUCUCAUUCGUGGUGCGCGAGAUUACUGCUGCGCCACCUGCCUGGAGACAGUGCCGUCAGUCAAACCCUCGCGUCCAGCGAGCAUUCAUUUUGAUGGAGAUUUUGGGGAUGUCGUAGGUAUGGAUGUAGCCUACUGGACUGGCAGGGCAAGGCAGCAGUAUCUUUUCACGCAUGUUGUGGAUGAGGCGACCUUGUUUCAGCAAGCGGUAGCAGCAGGGCGGACACCAGAAGAGCAGUUUUCCGUGCUUGCAGACACAUGGUUCCAGUGGACGGGCCCGUGUAAAGUCUUGUACAUUGACCCUGCAGGGGAAUAUAACAGUGACUUUUGGAGGUUGCAGUUACAGAGAGAGGGCGUCCGGGCUAAUGAGAUGAUUGAAGGUCCAGAGGAUUUCAAGCGCUGCCUGCGAGAAGCUGUCCGUCUCGGCCACGUGUCACUCAAUUUGAACCGGGAGAUUGGGUUCUAUAUUGGCGACGUCAGCGUGGGGGCACCGGGGCGAGAGGGGUAG
Symbiodinium pilosum is the source of this 2799-nucleotide messenger RNA. The record is from the annotation of a GenBank genome assembly. NCBI's taxonomy places the organism in Eukaryota, Dinophyceae, Suessiales, Symbiodiniaceae.